UUCAAUUAAAUGAAAGCUAGAAACAUCUACGAGACAAUGGGGCUGCAAUAAGGCUGGGAUGUCGUCGGGCCCUAUAAAUAGGCACCUCGAUCAACUGGGAAUCAUCAGCAACUUUCGUUAGCUCCUGAUAACAUUUACAAUUACAGUUGCAAUCAGCUCGAAUCAUGUUCAAGAUUACCGCUUGCUGUUUUCUGCUCCUCGUCCUGGUGGCUAUCAGCGAGGCACGCAAACCAUCGCAUUGUUCGGGUCGUUGCUCUGUCAAGGAUAAGGACUCAAAGGAGAGGGUGUGCGUGCGGAGUUCUAGAUCAAAAAUCUGUACCAAGCUGCGUGCCUGCCGUCUGCGUGAGCGGAACUGCGGUCUAAGGAACCUGGGCUUGGCGCCGCUCAAGGUGACCAACUACAAACGUUGCGCCAAUGUUAAGGGCAGCUCCGGCUCCGCUCCAUGCGCAUCCCUUCCACGUCGCCAAUCACACCGCAGAUCGAAAAAGGACGUAAGCCGCUGCGACCUGAAGUCCUGCAAACAUCAAAAGCGCAACAGCUGCUGGCACUCUAAAGAGUCUGGACGCAAACUUUGGCUGAGCAGCUGCGAAGCCCGGAAGAGAAACUGCCGCAACGCCAAGAGCCCAUAUCUGCAGCUGGUGCGCGUCAAGGAUUCGGAAUGCCACCGCCGAGCACGACAUGUCAAGGGUUAAGCAUGCUGACAACGACAAAUCCAAAGCCCAGACGACAUAUAUAUGUUUACCCUGGCAGAGGGCUUACAGCUUGAAGUAAUUCAAACGCAACAACCACAAUUUUAUACAUAACUCCCAUUGAA
This is a messenger RNA of Drosophila grimshawi, 814 nucleotides long. RefSeq lists its product as uncharacterized. The transcript has a single exon. NCBI's taxonomy places the organism in Eukaryota, Metazoa, Arthropoda, Insecta, Diptera, Drosophilidae. The record is from RefSeq and is a predicted model, not a curated record. The coding region runs from base 165 to 692 and encodes 175 amino acids.